AUGAUGGCUAGCUAUCCCGAGCCCGAGGACGCCGCGGGGGCCCUGCUGGCCCCGGAGACCGGCCGCGCAGCCAAGGAGCCCGAGGCGCCGCCGCCGCCGAGCCCGAGCAAGGGUGGCGGCGGCGGCGCCGGGACAGCCCCGGAGAAACCGGACCCGGCGCAGAAGCCCCCAUACUCGUACGUGGCGCUCAUCGCCAUGGCGAUCCGUGAGAGCGCAGAGAAGAGGCUCACGCUGUCCGGCAUCUACCAGUACAUUAUCGCCAAGUUCCCGUUCUACGAGAAGAACAAGAAGGGCUGGCAGAAUAGCAUCCGCCACAACCUCAGCCUCAACGAGUGCUUCAUCAAGGUGCCGCGCGAGGGCGGCGGCGAGCGCAAGGGCAACUACUGGACGCUGGACCCUGCCUGCGAGGACAUGUUCGAGAAGGGCAACUACCGGCGCCGCCGCCGCAUGAAACGACCCUUCAGGCCGCCGCCCGCGCACUUCCAGCCGGGCAAGGGGCUCUUUGGGGCCGGAGGUGCCGCGGGUGGCUGCGGCGUGGCAGGCGCGGGGACCGACGGCUACGGCUACCUGGCGCCCCCCAAGUACCUGCAGUCCGGCUUCCUCAACAACUCGUGGCCGCUACCGCAGCCGCCCUCGCCCAUGCCCUACGCCUCGUGCCAGAUGGCGGCGGCCGCUGCGGCGGCGGCCGCAGCAGCGGCGGCCGCAGGCCCGGGCAGCCCAGGCGCGGCCGCUGUGGUCAAGGGGCUGGCGGGCCCGGCUGCCUCGUACGGGCCGUACUCACGCGUGCAGAGCAUGGCGCUGCCUCCCGGCGUAGUGAACUCGUACAACGGCCUGGGAGGCCCGCCCGCCGCGCCCCCGCCGCCGCCGCCUCACCCCCACUCACACCCGCACGCACACCAUCUCCACGCGGCCGCCGCACCCCCGCCGGCCCCGCCGCACCACGGGGCCGCCGCACCGCCCCCCGGCCAGCUCAGCCCCGCCAGCCCGGCUACUGCCGCGCCCCCGGCGCCCGCGCCCACCAACGCACCCGGCCUGCAGUUCGCCUGCGCCCGGCAGCCCGAGCUCGCCAUGAUGCAUUGCUCUUACUGGGACCACGACAGCAAGACCGGCGCGCUGCACUCGCGCCUCGAUCUCUGAAAGGCCAGGGCCCGCCGGCUGCGAGGAUGCAGGAACGCGCGACGCCGGCCUUGGACGCA
Messenger RNA from Balaenoptera musculus (blue whale), 1196 nucleotides. It is a transcript of the gene FOXL2, whose product is annotated as forkhead box L2. Gene Ontology annotation, molecular function: RNA polymerase II cis-regulatory region sequence-specific DNA binding; DNA-binding transcription factor activity, RNA polymerase II-specific. Gene Ontology annotation, biological process: regulation of transcription by RNA polymerase II; anatomical structure morphogenesis; cell differentiation. The transcript has a single exon. The coding region runs from base 1 to 1137 and encodes 378 amino acids. The record is from RefSeq and is a predicted model, not a curated record. Lineage: Eukaryota; Metazoa; Chordata; Mammalia; Artiodactyla; Balaenopteridae.